Messenger RNA from Ostrea edulis (European flat oyster), 3142 nucleotides. Its product is annotated as E3 ubiquitin-protein ligase cblA-like. Lineage: Eukaryota; Metazoa; Mollusca; Bivalvia; Ostreida; Ostreidae. Gene Ontology annotation, molecular function: ubiquitin protein ligase activity. The transcript has a single exon. The coding region runs from base 1 to 990 and encodes 329 amino acids. The record is from RefSeq and is a predicted model, not a curated record. Gene Ontology annotation, biological process: ubiquitin-dependent protein catabolic process; protein ubiquitination.
AUGAUUUUUGUUUUCAUGGGUACCGUAUCCUUGGCUUUGCUGAUAACAUCUGCUUUAGGGUUGGCAACAUUCGCUUUUCAUGAAAACUUUUUCUUCGAUUUCACGGUUUCGCUAUUGAAAGCGAUUGGAUACACACUUUUCACUACGAUUGGAUUCCUGUUUGAAUUAUCGAAUCAACUUGUUUCCGUGUGCAUUGCAUGCCUACCGUCGGUACUAAAACUUGUGAUGAUGGUGACAUCCUUUUUAAUUUGGGUGGUGAAGCAAGUUCUGAAAGGAAUAUUUGGCACUGGAAAUGUUUUCCUUACAGCAUUGAGCUGGGUAUUUUGUUUCUGUUUAUUUUGUUUAUGUGUUUUAUGGACAGAAAGAUUUUUCUCAAAUGCCACCUCUAAUGAAGUUGAUGACAAUAACAGAAAUACGAUUCGUGAAGUGAACAGAAGAAUGGAAUAUGAAAACCAUGAAAAUGAGAAUGAAGAGAACAGCAUGGAAGAAGCAGAAAUCAACAUGGCUUCCGAGGACAAUGACAGGAAUGCUGUGCGAGAAUUAGAGCAUAGACAAUCUAAGAGAAGGUCACCCGAAAUAGCAGCAGCAGUAUUCCAGGGAGAACGACUCGUAGUGCGACUGCCUAAAAGGCGUGGAUUACACAGGAAAGCUAUCAAUUAUAUUCAAAUUCAGAAUGAAGAAAUUGAAAGUGAAACAGAUGCAGAGACAGACUGCAGUAAUGACAGCUCAGAAACCGAGGUGACAGAUGUGAAUGGCAGAAAUAGUCUCUCAAGAACCAUUAACACAACAGUGGUCCGCAGGAGACACAUCAGAGAUGAUGUGGAGGACACAGUCUGUGUAGUCUGCUUUGACAGACAGAGAAAUGCAGCUGUUUUUCCAUGUGGACAUCUGCAACUUUGUACCCAGUGUGUGGAAUCUAUCAUGACAAGGACAAAAUGCUGUCCCACUUGUCAGAGUGACAUCGAGGAGUACAGAAAAGUGUACUUGUAGUAACGGAGGAGUAAUGGGGAAUCUCUCAAAAUUUACCAGUAUUGUAUACCAGAACAAAACAAAAACUUUCAUCAUUUUGUAUAAACAAAGGUCAAUCUAGCAUUACCUGCAACAUUCAAACUUUUUCUUAUUUCACAUAUUCAUAACGAUAUCUCAGUUGAACCCACCCACAUUUAAGUCCAAAUGAUUCAUGAACUUUAAAAAAAAGAACAUUCAAACUCAACUUAGAAUACUCAAACUACCAAGAUCCAUGUAAUUCUUCUAUAGCAAUAAACACAUUUCCUUGUAUUUAGGGAAUGUUCACAUCUGUACAGGUUUUACAGAAAUAUUUCGUACAAUUACACAUAUUUUACAAAUGACUAGUCUUUACAUAAAAUGUUGAUCAUUUGAAUGUAUUGUUUUCCAAAUAUAUGUGUGCAUAUGUACAAAUCAACAAUGACUGAACAAGUUCAUUACAUUGAAGUUUUUACAUGUUCAUUUUCAUUUCAAAAGUAUUGCCAAACCUCCAACUCCCUAAACUCUGUCACCUUUGGGAUAAAUCAUGCUAUUUGUAUUUCUGCACACCGAAAAAUCUAAAAUGUCUAAAUAUGUUAAAUAAGCUAGAUUUUAUAGUUAUAAUUAUAAAAAAUCAAGUUCAUAGUGGGAAGAGCCUAAAUACCCAGAGGCUUAGGUAAAUAAACUAAAUAAUGCUGCUUUAUUGUAUUUUAUUUUUCUAUUCGGAAUUAAAUGUGUAAAAUGUUUGUAUUAUGGGGAAAUGAAAACAACAGACACAUGGAUUAUUUCUGCGAGAUAACUGAUUAGGAAAUCUUUCCUUGCUUCCAUUUUUCUUAUUCCCCCAUAUUACACAAAAACUAGGCAUUUAUUACAUAAGUUCUGACAUAUUGAUAUUUUGGUCAUAUCUAUAUUUAUAGAUCUAUAGUAAUUUUUGACUCCCACAUUAGGGAGGCUUUCGGUUUGUAAUUGAAACAAGUAUGCUAUGAUUUCAAUAUUACCCAAGUACAACCUAAGUUAUAGUAUUUUUUCAAUACUUAAAGGGACUGGUUCACGUUUUUCAAAAGAAAUGUUUUUCAUUUUUUAUGUUAAAAAUUUAAAAUAUAGCUCAUUUAAUGUUGACAAUCAAAAUUUGGACCGUCUGUAGCAAGGAUAAGAGCAAUAUUUUAGCUUUGAUUCUAUGUUAUGUAAACAAAGACUCGAGUCAUUUUAUGUAAACAAACCAACCAGUGAAAAGUUAAUUUUGUUAUUUAAAGCAUCUUCAUUUUGUACAGUCACAAAAUUUAACUUUUAAAUGACACAUUUUACCUUAAGUAUACUUAAGAUGUGAUAAAUAUAAUAAACUUGGCCAAUAUUCAUUUAUUUUGAAAACACCGUAAACAAUAACACACAUCAAUCUUUGUUUUCAAAACAAAUACUAAACUCUCUAAAAUGAGCUUGUCAUGAUGAAUAACCUUAAUUUUUUUGUAAAACCUUCUAAAUAUAUUAGACUAUAGAUUUUGAUCAUUUAAAGUGAAAAACAAAAUUUUGAGGAAAAUCAUGAAUCAGUUCCUUUAAUGUCAUACUUUGGUUUUUGUUCUGAUAUUUGAUUUGCAAUGUCAGAAUCAAAAUAAAUAACAAGUUUUUAGUGUAACAUUAAAACAUGCUUUAUAAUUGUAGAUCAUAUCUUUUAUAUAUAUAUAUGUCAAUGUUUUUUCUUUGGCAAUCUUCCAUUAUCUAAUCCACUGGAAAACUCUGAUAUGGUCACUGAUGAGGAAAGAGGCUUUCUGUGUGUAUCACUGUCAGAACCAAAUCUGAAGAAAAAUAUACCAAGUCAGUUUUUGUUGACUUUGUAGUAAUAUAAAUGCAAUGUUUAACUUUUUAUGUACAAAUUGUCCUGGAUCCAGUUGCAUGAUGGAUAGUUAACUUUAACAGACAGUUAGCUUCCCAUUAACUCUUACAUUUACAUAGCGUUAACUAAACAUUAAUUGUCAGUUAAACUUAACUCAUCUUUGUGCAAUUGGGCCCAGAAUUAUUGGAUAUAUGCAAGAAAUGUUGUAUGAUUAUUAAAAUGUUGUUUGUAAAUUUUCAAACAGUUCAGUUUAUUUUUGUAUGGCAUCAUUGUUUUACAGUGUUUGUUGCUUUUAUUUUAAAUUUGAAAAAAUAAAAGUGAGAAAAAACC